Trypanosoma cruzi is the source of this 792-nucleotide messenger RNA. RefSeq lists its product as uncharacterized. The record is from RefSeq and is a predicted model, not a curated record. The transcript has a single exon. NCBI's taxonomy places the organism in Eukaryota, Euglenozoa, Kinetoplastea, Trypanosomatida, Trypanosomatidae. The coding region runs from base 1 to 792 and encodes 263 amino acids.
AUGUUCUCAACCCUCCCCAAUUUGGAUGACGGGGUGCUGGCGCUGUUGAUUGCUGUAUGCACACUGGUGUCUUACUUGGUCUCCUUGUACUGGUGGCAACUGGUUCCACGCCUGUUUUACCCAGAGGAGAGGAAACUUGAGGAAAAAAUAGCGCUGCUGCGGGCAGAGGCGGAGCGAUGCAACACCACCGAUCAAUUGCAUCUUCACGGCAAGCUUACCCGUCAGGUUCAGUUACUCAUAAAAGAACUGGCGCAGACACGGAAUCAGCGUUUUUCUCUCUGUUGCCCUCAAAACAGAAAUAAGACGGGGAAUGAUAAGCGUCGUUGGUUAUUCUUUGGUACUUUUUUGGCCCGUUUAAAGUACUUCCUACCCACAUUCAUAGACCUGCUCAUAUCAUUUGGGUUCAUAAUCCCGUUCCUGUGCCUGUUCGGCAAUCGUCCAGCUGUUGUAGCAUUUCCACACUGUUUUCGUCAUUGUCUACCUUCGCUUAUGAACUGGAUAGAGGCGGUGGUGAUGUCGGUGUUACUCGGCCCACUUCUGUGGAGCUCGAAGAGCCACGGCUGUGUCAAUGGUAGUACGUGGGAAGGGAACCGCCGUAAUUUGCUGCCUGCACGUGGGUGCAACAGUGACGUUAGUGGCUUUGCAUUUUCUGACACCGCAGGUACGGAUGUCCCGCUGAAAACCGCGGAUGGCAGGGAUGAUGGAGAAAUCAAGAGCCUCGGGCUUCUCUCCUGGUUUUUAGUCUGCUACUUCGCCGUCCGCUUCUCACGCCGUGUGCUUUUGCGGAGAUAA